UGUGUUUGCCCACAUGAUCAUGGGUGCAACGGUGGUCGAAGGUGAGCCACACGGUGGCGUACCUUCAUACAUGCCACCUUCAUUGGAAUUUUCUGGCCUUGAAGGCCAAACUGAGGCCAUGAUCAUGGAUCAAAACAAUCCAUUCAAGGUCUUAAUUGAUCAAAAAAAAGUGCAAAGUCCAAACAAGGAAAAAUACCUGUUGGGUAUGAAGGUUUGGCUGCAGACCCAGAUGGGAAUUCAGCGUGUGGGACAACACCUUCCCCAACUGAACGGCACUGUCCCCUUACCUGAGGAGGCUGCGUUAGCGGCUGCUGCCUGCCCCUCUGUGGUGGAUGACGGCUGGACAUCAUUCAUGUUCAGCAUGAUCCAUCGGAUGGUGACGGAGGAGAACGGCCGAGCUGAGCUCUGGGCCACCGUGCUCCAGUUUAAGGAGCAGGCCCUCGUCCAGGAAGCCCAAGCCAAACUCGACCUGCUGUCCUGCCAACCAAGGUGUGGUGAAGAGACAGGUCAAGGCCCUCUUACGGAGAGUAUUCGUGUGACCUCCCAGCUGAUGCACCAGCAGGCCCAGAUGAAGAAGCUUAUUCAGGCCACUCAGGCUGCAAGCGAGGACAGGAAGAUGCUCCUGAAACACCUGGCCGACCUCAAGACCCAGAGAGCAUCAACCAUUCAGCUGCAGAAGCAAGCUGAGGUCUACCGAAAGGAGGCCCAAAUGUCUGAGUCUGUCGUAGAGACCUCAGUUCUGCAACCUGGUCAGAUGCAGCGAACAGACCUGAAGGCCCCGGAGGCCAGGCUGGUCUCCCCUGCAGCAUCUGCUCCUGACCAGGACACUAAGGUCCUCUACUCUGAGGUGCAGGAUACUGAGGACCAGACCUUUGAACAAGAUCUGAGUCUAAAGGUGGCGAUGGGAGAACACCAGGAGAAGGUGGACAAGUCCUCAUACGAAAAUGAUAAGUAUGAAGAGCUCUCCACAAAGGAUCUUUAUGACCUGCUUUUGGCUAAGCAAGGCGAGCUGGAGGAGAUCUUCCAGAAGAACGGCACUCUCCGUACUCUGUCUCCGAAGUAUGAGGUGGCUUCUCAUGAUGCUGCAGUGAUGCCGGACGACACAGAGGACAGUGACCUUCAGUACAAAGACGACUUUGAGUCCGGCGAGGAUGAGGCUGAGACCUGCUCGUCCCUCAGCAGCACUGAUGACUGCGUAGAGUUUCUGCUCACUGACAGUGCCGUGUCCGCUGCGGAGGAGACACGCCGAGUCUCAGCCCAUUCUGACCAGCAGGCGUUGGGCCAGCUUAACCGCGAGGACAAGGCCGCCCCCUCCAACACCAGGGCUCAGGACCAAGCCUCCUGGAGCACUAAAGCUGGGCAGGCGGGGUCAAAGGUCACGAUCCCCACCAGACAGCUGCAGGUGCAGGCCCUUGACACGCCGCACCACCCGGGCAAGGUGGAGAUGCUCGUGCACCACGCCGUGCAGGAGAUGUGGCAGAGCUUUGAGCUUGGACAAGACCCAAAGGAUCUCUCCGGAGUCCGAACCCCCAGGCCAUCGGAGCAGUAUCUGGUGAUGGAUACCCCUGGACAAGCCACAAACACCAUCAGCAGACGCAGUUACAACAAGCUCAUCUUUGAUCUGUCCUGGGAGACCCUUCAGGACCUCUGUGCCAAAGACCCUACCACACAGCCUGUGUGGAAACAAAUUCAGCCUGAGCGCCGUAACUAUGUCAACAAGCUGAAAUCCUUUGAUGGCCUUUCAAAAGUCCAGCAUUACAUCACUGAGGAAGUCUUCAAGCGUUGUGGCCUCCAGGAAGGAAAAGAUGCAGGGGCUUAUGGGAAGGUUUUUGCCCACAUUUUCAAAGGCCUCAAUAUGGAGAAAUAUGAUCAGAUCUUGAUCAAAGACAUACCUGUGGAGGAACACCAGUGGCGUGACCAAGACCGAGAGGCCUACGAUGUAAAGAACAAGUACGCCAAAGUGGUUUUUGAUCACUUAAUAGACGACACCCUCACAUGCCUGCUUGGCCUUUCAAAAAAGAAAAACAAAAGGUCCUAAAGCCCCUCCCAUCCCCUGUGCCCCCCAAACCCCAUUACUCCCUAUUAAAUGUCCUUGCAAUUGUAGUGGUACGCCUUCU
Molecule: messenger RNA, 2117 nt
Organism: Alosa alosa (allis shad)
Lineage: Eukaryota; Metazoa; Chordata; Actinopteri; Clupeiformes; Clupeidae
Exons: 13
Coding region: 14-2038 (674 amino acids)
Biological process (GO): microtubule anchoring
Cellular component (GO): centrosome
Molecular function (GO): microtubule binding
Source: RefSeq, a predicted model, not a curated record